AUGCUGUCGAGGCACUCGUCAGUCACGCUUUUUGCCCGUCAUGUUUACGAAACCCCGAGUAUAUACCGAGACUCGAGAGCCCCACGACGACAGUAUCACGCAUUUGUCGCCUCGCUCUUCAGUCGCCCCCGAGAGUUUCGUCUUCCUCACCAAGACACAGUUCUCUCAGUUUGGAUUGAGGAAUUCGAAGAAAAAAAGGUUUUGAAUAUUGAAAGUUAUGCCUGUUCAAACUGGAUUGCGCUAAUGAGUGAAACGGGAAAUCUCGUGGAUUUUGCGGUGAUGCGGACGCUUCUAGUGUUCCUCAUCACCAUGACUGCGACGAUCUUGAUGACGAUAAUUCCCGACGCGGAAUCAGCAGCAGACGGCAUUUUCCUCACCAGCGAGGAAACUGACCAAAUUUCCCGCAACAUUUCCGCCUUGUUGGACCGUUUGCUGGAUCCGCGAAUUUACGACAAGUACCUGCGGCCCGGCAACGGCGUGCACCCGACGACAGUCAAAAUCAACAUGCAUCUCAAAAGCUUGGGCCCGGUGUCCGAGGACGAAAAGUAUUACGUGUUGGACUGUUAUUUCCGACAGGAAUGGAACGACGAGAGACUCAGGUUCGACUUCAAGGGCUUCGAGUCCCUGGCUAUGAACUACAAGUUUCUGGAGAAGGUGUGGAAGCCGGAUACCUACUUCAAGUCCUACAUGCACAAGAUCACGGUGCCCAACAAACUGCUCCGCCUCAAGAACGACGGGACGAUGCUUUACUCGCAACGUCUCACCAUAAAGGCCGUGUGUCCCAUGCGACUGAAAAAGUUCCCGCUGGACAAGCAGAAAUGCCCCCUGGAAAUCGCGAGCUUCGGGUACCCGACAGCUGACGUGAUGUACCAGUGGCGCGACGGUGGCGUGACGUUUGAGGAAGGCGUGAGUCUCGCCCAGUACGAGUUCAUCAAUUCCACAGUCACUGAAGGAGUGUCCACGUCGUCGGCUGCAGAGCCCAAAUCCGCCUGCUUCGUCGUCUUUCACCUGAAACGCAACACGGGAUUUUACUUGCUUCAGGUCUACAUACCGUGUUGUUUGAUCGUCUGCUGUUCCUGGGUGUCGUUCUGGAUCCACAAAAAGGACACCCCGGCCCGGGUCGUCAUCGGGGUGACGACAGUGCUGACGAUCACAACCAUGGGCUUUGGUGGCAGAGCCCAAAUGCCCAAGACUAGUUACGCCACAGCACUCGACUACUUCGUCGUCAUCUUAUGGUCGGUCUGGCUCUUCUUUUAA
Notodromas monacha is the source of this 1257-nucleotide messenger RNA. The record is from the annotation of a GenBank genome assembly. NCBI's taxonomy places the organism in Eukaryota, Metazoa, Arthropoda, Ostracoda, Podocopida, Cyprididae.